AUGACACCAACAGUGAUUAGUACCCACAGCUCACCCGGGACUACCAGCGCUCCAUUGGAGGAUAGAAUGGGCUAUCCUGAGCCAGGUGCGGGUAUGAAAUUUGAGAGCGGAGAGGUUAGGAGACGAUACCUUAAAGAGAGGCUCGCAGCUGGAUUCAGGGUUUUUGCAAAAUAUGGGUUCGACGAAGGGGGGGUCGGUGAGAACCCCCAUGACUCCUGAUCGCUAUCCAUUACAGAUCUGACAAUGUGUGCUAUAGCCGGUCAUAUAUCCCUUAGGGUAACAUAAUCACAACUCUCCAAAUCAUUGGCACCACUAACGCGAACAGGAUCCAAUCAACCCGAAUGCUUUUUGGGUAGGCUGAAACCGCCCCCUCCCCUUCACUCUACCCCCACCCGAGUGUCACUCACGGGGUUUUAGUUUAACCCGUUUGGUCUUCACUUUGCCUUGAUCAAAGCUUCGGAUUUGCUUCUCGUGGAUGAAUCCGGGAAGGUCAUUGAUGGCGGCGCAAAUCGCUACAUCAAUGUUGCUGGCUUCAAGAUCCACUCGGCAAUCCACAAAGCUCGUCCUGAUGUUAACUGUGCUGCACAUGCCCACUCCCUUUACGGGCGGACAUUUUGUGCUUUUGGAAAACCCCUAGAUAUCAUCACCCAGGACAGCUGUGCGUUCUAUAAUGUUAGUUUCUGACCAAUUAGUUUAGAGGCAGAUACUGAUCAGUAUACGCUACCAGGAUCACGCGGUGCACGAAAACUUCAGAGGCGUAGUCCUAGAGGAAGACGAAGGUAUUGCUAUUGCUCAGAGCCUUGGAGUAAAGAAGGUAGGUUUCUCAUGAGCUUGCCAGUAUUAGACCAUAGUUGAUUAACCGGCAGUAUAGGCAUUAUUGCUCCAAAACCAUGGGCUACUUACCGCCGGUGGAACAGUAGAGGAGGCCAUAUACUGGUUCCUAUCCCUAGAUAAGUGUUGCUAUACUCAAUUGCUCGCAGACGCAGCUGCAGCCGGUAAUGGAGGAACGGCCAAGAAAAUCGGGGACAAGGAGGCACUAGAUAGGUAUGUUCCCGUGUCAUUUCUCCUAAGUUUGCUAGGGAGCUGACCCCUUUGGCCAAACCCAGUUGGAAGGUGGUCGGCACUAGCAAGGGCGGACACUUCGCAGGGUGUUCAAUUUUCGACUUGAUUGAGGCUGAGACUAAGGGGGAUUAUAAAAACUAG
Tuber aestivum (summer truffle) is the source of this 1203-nucleotide messenger RNA. NCBI's taxonomy places the organism in Eukaryota, Fungi, Ascomycota, Pezizomycetes, Pezizales, Tuberaceae. The record is from the annotation of a GenBank genome assembly.